AUGUCAGCAGGGGUAUAUGUGAUAGAGUUCUGGGAUGGAAGGAAGUGUGGCCAGGGACUAAGUACCAGACCUCUACUACAGGAAAAUGUUUCUGCUAUCAUGGGAGGGAAACCUGCAAACAUCUCAGAGGUCCCAUGGCACGUGGGGAUUAUGAAUCACGGUACUCAUCUCUGUGGAGGAUCUAUUCUCAAUGAGUGGUGGGUUCUAUCUGCAUCCCAUUGCUUCGACCAAAUAAACAACUCUAACUUGGAGAUCCGUCAUGGCAGAGAUGACCUCAGCACAAAGAACGUGAAGCAUGAGAAAGUGGACAAGUUGAUCUUGCACCCAAAGUUUGAUGACUGGCUCCUGGACAAUGACAUAGCUUUGCUCUUGCUCAAAUCCCCAUUAAACCUGAGUAUCAACGGGAUACCUAUCUGCACUUCAGAACUCUCCGACUUACGGAUAUGGAAGAACUGCUGGGUGACAGGAUGGGGAAUUACUAAUGUUAGUGGAGUAAAAGUCCAAUCUACAAAGCUACAGAAAGUCCAAGUGGAUCUGUUCAGAUGGGACUGGUGUGGCUAUGUUUUGCCUCUAUUAACCAAGAAUAUGCUGUGUGCUGGAACUCCGGACGGUGGGAUGGAUGCCUGCCAGGGUGACAGUGGAGGAGCUCUAGUUUGCAACAAAAAGAGAAACAUAAACACUUGGUACCAGGUGGGCAUUGUCAGCUGGGGUGUGGGCUGUGGCAAGAAGAAUUUGCCAGGAGUGUACACCAAGGUGUCACGAUACCUGAAGUGGAUUAGAAAGCAGACUGCAAAGGCGGGGAAGCCUUAUGUGUAUGAUCAGGACUCUGCGUGCCCUUUGGUGCUCUCUUACUGGGCUAUCUUGUUCCUAUAUUUUGUAAUGUUUCUUCUAACCUGGUGAUUAAACAUGGUUC
Messenger RNA from Rattus rattus (black rat), 913 nucleotides. RefSeq names its product serine protease 52-like. Gene Ontology annotation, molecular function: serine-type endopeptidase activity. Gene Ontology annotation, biological process: proteolysis. The transcript has 5 exons. The record is from RefSeq and is a predicted model, not a curated record. NCBI's taxonomy places the organism in Eukaryota, Metazoa, Chordata, Mammalia, Rodentia, Muridae. Bases 1 to 900 code for a protein of 299 amino acids.